AUGCUCUCCGGAGUUAAGCUCGUCCCGCGCGAGCAGAUCGUUUCCGGCCGGAAGGGCGGCUCCGAUUCCGACUCCUCCGACGGCAAGAGGCGGGAGAAGCGGAGUAAAAGGGAGCGGGACAAGAAGAAAGACAGGCGGAGGAGCCGGCGGCGCCGAAGGUACAGUUCGGAAGAGGAGUCGGGGUCGGACACCGACGAUUCCAUCGGCGAGGAGGAGGAGGAGGAGGUCAGCCGGAGCAAGCGCCGGGGGAAGCACCGGAAGCGGCGCCACAACUUCUCUGACGACGACUCCGAAUCCAGCGAAUCUGACAGGGGGAGAGCAAGGGGCAAGGGGAAGCAGAGUGGCGAUGAUGAGGAUGAGGAGGAGGAUACUGGUGGUGAGGGGUUGAGGGCAAGCGAAGUGGUCAGGAGGGAGAUGGGGCUUGAAUGGAUGCUCAAGUCGGCAAGCAGCAGCCGAACUGAGGGCAGCAGCGUUCGUAAGGCUGAUAAUGAUGAGAAGGAUGAGGCUGCACAUGAAGAGAUUGCCAGGCCAAACCCUAAGGAACUUAAUCCAUAUCUGAAAGAUAACGGACCUGGAUACCCAGAAGAAUCUACCCCACCAAAUGCAGGCAAUCAGUUGCUUGCGUCCUCUGUUGUGGGUGAUGGCGGUGCUAGUUGGAGGCUUAAGGCUUUGAAGCGUGCGAAGGAGCAAGCUGCUCGUGAAGGACGAAAGCUCGACGAGGUUGUUGAAGAGAGAUGGGGCUCGUUAGGCAACUUAGCUGUGUCAGUAUCAUCAUCAUCAUCUAGAGCUGCCCAUUCGCAUGCUCACUUGCAUGCCAUUAGAGGCAGAAAAUCUGUAAAUGCUGACAACUCAGAAGAGCGUGCCAAAGGAAAUCCAGAGGGUCGUCAAGCUGGUGAUAGUGGCAGGCGUGAGUAUCUACGCGAUGUUUCUUCUCAGCAUCAUUCCAUGAGAAAACCCAAGCCGGAUUUUGUACCAUGGAAAAGGAGAAGACACAAUAUAUCUUCAGAGGAUCAGGAACUCAUCUCUUCAGCAGUAGCAAGCUUAAAUAAGUUCUCUGAUGAUGGAAGCUUUAUGGAAAAGAUUAGUGAUCUUAACAAGAACAAAAAUGACUCAACUGCUGGUGCUUGUGCUGAUGAGCAGAGGGACAGAGAACAGAAGCAUUUUAAGGAGAGCUCAGAGAAAGCACCAUUAAUGGGCACUCAGAAACUAAAUGCAAACCAGUUGGCUGCAAAGAUUCUGCAGCUCCGACUGAAAGGCAAGAAUGAAGAAGCUGAGCAACUUUCGAGAGAAAUGGAGGCUUUGUUGGAGAAUCAGGAUACUGUCCCUGAGGAACCUUGUCAUGGAAAAGGAAGGAGCUCAAUCAGGGAUACAUUGAAGCCUAGUGCAGCUGAUCGCAGGAGAAGAGAAGAGAAUGCUGACCUGCAUUUAGCUAAUAAGAUUAUGCACAAUAAGCAGUACAGUAUGUCUAAAAGUAUAGAGGAUGAAUAUGAUUUUGGUGAUGCUCCUAGUAAAAAGGGCAAAAGAAAGAAUAAAGAGGCACAUGAGGAGAGGAGAAGCACUAAUAGGCAAAUGUUGACUCAGAAGGAGCGAUGUUUGUAUUGCUUUGAGAACCCAUCCAGGCCAAAACAUCUAGUUGUUGCCAUUGGAAACUUCACUUACUUGAUGCUACCUCAGUUUGAGCCUGUUGUCCCUGGGCAUUGUAUUCUUCUCCCAUUACAGCAUGAGUCUGCAACAAGAACCGUUGAUCAGAAUGUUUGGGGGGAGAUUCGCAACUUCAAGAAGUGCCUGCUGAAGAUGUUCGCGCAGCAGGACAAGGAUGUAGUGUUUAUGGAGACUGUCAUAAGCCUGGCCAGACAAAGGAGACAUUGCAUGAUUGAGUGUAUCCCUGUCCCUUGUGAUGUUUCAAGCAACGCCCCAAUGUACUUCAAAAAGGCAAUUGAUGAAGCUGAAGAAGAAUGGACCCAGCAUGAGAUGAAGAAGGUUAUCCCGACAAGCGCAAGCCGCAACUUAAGGCAAGCCAUCCCGGAGAACUUUGCCUACUUCCAUGUGGAGUUUGGACUGGACCGUGGGUUUGUACAUGUAAUAGAUGAUGAAAGCAAGUUCAGCGCUGGAUUUGGAUUGAAUGUCAUCAGAGGGAUGCUCCAGUUGCCAGAGGAGGACAUGCACCGUCGCCGAAGGCAUGAGUCCAUGGAUAACCAGAAGCAAGCUGUUGCUAGCUUCAUGAAGGACUGGGAGCCCUUCGAUUGGACGAAGCAGCUUGAUUAGAUGUGAAUAAAGGCCUUUUUUUAAGAGAACUCCCAAAGAAAAGUUUUGCACGAUUUGCAAUGACAAUUUUGUAGUAAAGCUGUACUGAUGUUAUCUAUAAUGCUGUACUUUGUCUCAGAAUAUAUCUGUUCCUUUGUUCCCAGACGGUAACCAACACAAUUUCUUACUGUAACAUGGUAUUGAUGUGGAUUGGAAGCGUCUUGUGGUGAUUUUAAUGUUUGCUCAGUCAAUAUUAUUUAAAAUGGCA
Molecule: messenger RNA, 2512 nt
Organism: Setaria italica (foxtail millet)
Lineage: Eukaryota; Viridiplantae; Streptophyta; Magnoliopsida; Poales; Poaceae
Product: CWF19-like protein 2
Exons: 8
Coding region: 1-2265 (754 amino acids)
Biological process (GO): mRNA splicing, via spliceosome
Cellular component (GO): post-mRNA release spliceosomal complex
Source: RefSeq, a predicted model, not a curated record